Ylistrum balloti is the source of this 3331-nucleotide messenger RNA. Its product is annotated as isocitrate dehydrogenase [NADP] cytoplasmic-like. Bases 59 to 1297 code for a protein of 412 amino acids. Gene Ontology annotation, molecular function: isocitrate dehydrogenase (NADP+) activity; NAD binding; magnesium ion binding. Lineage: Eukaryota; Metazoa; Mollusca; Bivalvia; Pectinida; Pectinidae. Gene Ontology annotation, biological process: isocitrate metabolic process. The record is from RefSeq and is a predicted model, not a curated record. Gene Ontology annotation, cellular component: mitochondrion; cytosol; peroxisome. The transcript has 12 exons.
UCUAUCGAGCAGUGCAGAAUAUUUAGUUGUUGGCCUUUUGACAUAACCGGCACCAAAAAUGGGUAAAAUUAAAGGAGGUCCUGUUGUGGAAAUGCAGGGAGAUGAGAUGACGCGGGUGAUUUGGGACCUCAUCAAACAAAAACUGAUUUUACCAUUUGUAGAUCUAGAACUUCACACAUAUGACCUUGGCAUUGAAAACAGGGAUGCCACUGAUGAUCAAGUGACUAUAGAUGCUGCCUUUGCCAUUAAGAAAUACAACGUUGGUGUCAAGUGUGCCACUAUUACUCCAGAUGAGAAAAGAGUGGAAGAAUUUAAACUUAAGAAAAUGUGGAAAUCUCCAAAUGGAACGAUCCGUAACAUCCUGGGAGGUACUGUAUUCCGAGAGGCUAUAAUCUGUAACAACAUUCCCCGUUUGGUACCAGGCUGGACAAAGAGUAUUGUCAUUGGCAGACAUGCCUAUGGGGAUCAGUACAAAGCCACAGACUUUGUGGUGCCGGGUCCAGGAAAGCUUGAGAUGAAGUUCACUCCAAGUGAUGGAGGGGAGGCCAUGAACUACACAGUGUUUGAAUUCCAAGAUGGCGGUGGUGUUUCUUUAGGAAUGUACAAUACUGAUAAGAGUAUAACAGAGUUUGCACACAGCUCGUUUGUGUUUGCCCUGGAGAAAGGUUGGCCUCUUUACUUGAGUACUAAGAACACAAUUCUGAAGAAGUAUGAUGGACGAUUCAAGGACAUUUUUCAGGAGAUCUACGACAGAGAAUACAAGUCCAAGUUUGAAGCAAAGUCUAUCUGGUAUGAGCAUCGCCUCAUUGAUGACAUGGUGGCUUAUGCAAUGAAGUCAGAAGGAGGUUUUGUGUGGGCAUGCAAGAACUAUGAUGGUGACGUCCAAUCAGACUCUGUUGCUCAAGGUUUUGGAUCUCUGGGAAUGAUGACUAGUGUCCUGAUUUGUCCAGAUGGUAAAACAAUAGAGUCAGAAGCUGCCCAUGGAACCGUUACAAGACACUUUAGAUUACACCAGCAGGGCAAGGAGACCUCCACCAAUUCUAUAGCCUCCAUAUUUGCUUGGACAAGGGGUUUGAUACACAGAGCCAAACUGGACAAGAACAGUAGUCUGAAACAGUUUGCUGAGAAUUUGGAGCUUUCUUGUGUGGAAACAAUCCAGUCUGGCAUUAUGACAAAAGAUUUGGCCAUUUGUAUCAAAGGAAUGAAUGGAAUUACUCGCAAGGACUACCUGAACACCUUUGAGUUCAUUGACAAAGUAGCAGAGGAUCUUGAAAAGAGAAUGGGACAAUCCAGUUGACUAGGCCUGGAUGAUGAACCAGCUAGUCGACUUUAAAGCCUGCUGUGAACAUCAUACUUAGGAUUUUAAAAUUAAGGACUGAUUGUGACAAUAUAGGUGAUAUUUUUUCCAAUAUAUGAGGUUUUUGCAAGAUUAAGGAUUUAUUGAAAUUGGGGCAUUGUUGUUUACUAGGGAAAUUAAUUGAUGCCAAAAUCAGUUAAUUGAAUACAUGUUAAUGAUUCUGUUUAGCUAGUGUCUUUGUUUCAGCUUAGUUUUAGGGAAUAGUGUAUGUGUUCUUAUUUAAGUUUCAUUACCAUACAGAAUUAUUCUAGAAUGUUUUAAAAAUCAAAAUGUAUUUUUUGUGAUUAAUUUUCUUGAAUUAAUUUGGCAUUUGUAAUUGUUCAGUAAUGUCAUACAGUAAGACCUCAUUAAAUCAUGCUCCUUGGGACCAUGUCAAUAGUUUAAGGAAUAUGGCGUAUUCAGGUAAUCAGAGAUUGGUUAUUGAUGGUCCUGUAUGGACAAUCCAUGUCCUUGAAUGACUUCUUCAAUACACAGUUCUUUGACCAGUCAAAUUUAUAAUCAUUUUUUGAUUGACUAAAAACGUCAAUUUGUCUCAAAUUUUAAUGGAGAGAAUUAUAUAAAAAUGGUAUCGCAACACCAAUCUGAAUUCUACAGUAAGUAUGUAAUUGAUGGUUUCUUAAGCUUAGUGUAUGUAGUAAAUAGGAGGUGGAUUUACAGCAUUCCAUAUAAAUUGAUGAAUAAUUAAUACAUUAAGUCAUCAAAUUGCAAAGAAAAUCUUUAAAACUGUUAUGGGACCAAAUACUAUAUACCUGCAAUACUUUUCAUUUCUGGUAAGUGGAAUUUGCAGAGUAACAGAAAAGAUGCGAACAAUCUUGACGUAAACAUGUGUACAUAACUUACAUGCAAUUAAUGUGUCAUUGGAACAGUUACCCUGAAGUUGAUCACAGUUCUGUGAUAGAGAUAAAUUGUUCAACAAAUAGAGGGAGGAAAUACUAUGAACAUGAAAAGAUUGGGGUAAAAAUAAGUUUGAGGAAUGCAUGGUAUUUAAGGAAUAAUGGGUCGAGGAAUUGGAGGUUGAAUAACUAGAAACACUUAAGAAGGACAUGGCUAGGACAAAGCGACUUGUUCGAUGAUUAGGGGUAUUCAAGGAAAACGGGGUCAAGUAAAUGGGGUUUUACUGUAUUUGUGUUCUGUUUUUUAUUUUGAUGUUUCAGGUCUUGUAUUGAGAAAUAUUUCUGCUGCUUUUGCUUCCUUAUUGUCUAUAGAAAAUUGUUGAUUUAUGGAAUUUCAUUGUUUCUGCGAAUUUGAUCGCAAGGAUCCAAUCACUGUUUGAUAAAAUUCCCCUGAUAUUCUAUAUUAUCUGAGUAUGCAGAUUUCCAUAAAUAGUCCCUUUCCACGAAUUUGAUGGCUAGGAUCUCAUCAUACACAGAUUGAUAGAGUGUUACUUUCUUGUGAUCUUCAUGGUAAUAUUAGUGCUGAUUGGUGAAAUUUCAUUCGUGAAAUUUCAUUCGUGAAAUUGGAUGUUAGAAACUUGUUAGUUUAACUUCCUAUAUAGAUCAUUGUUUGAAUUAAAAAAGAAACAUUGAGAGAUUAUACAUCAUACUAUUGAGUGUAAUUGUGGUAUGGAAGAAUGAAUACUAGAUUGUAAUCAUGGUGGUUCUAAUGUGUUUGUUUUUGGUAAAAACUUAUUCUUUCCAUUGUUAGUGAUAUGAAAAUGUGUUUAAAAGAUAAAACAUGAUUAUCCCCCUUCUGUUAAGGGACAUUCAUGACCAUAGUUUGACACAGAUCUGUGGAAAAGUACAAUCACCAGAACAGUUUUUUAGAACAAAACCUGCAGUGUUUCACUCUUUGGAAUUUAAAUGCUGCAAAGUGUGUCUAUAUUUGAUAUUAACAAUACUAAUGUUCAAUUAAUAUAUAACCAGACACUUGUUAAUACUAUCUAAAUUUUGUCUUUUCUCUUUCUAUGUUACAUUUAAACAUAAUCUCAAAUAUUGUAAAAACUUGUUGCAGUAAAUGUAAACAAUGGUCAAUUAA